Messenger RNA from Delphinapterus leucas (beluga whale), 1604 nucleotides. RefSeq names its product sorting nexin family member 21 (gene SNX21). Gene Ontology annotation, molecular function: phosphatidylinositol phosphate binding; protein binding. Gene Ontology annotation, biological process: protein transport. Gene Ontology annotation, cellular component: early endosome membrane. NCBI's taxonomy places the organism in Eukaryota, Metazoa, Chordata, Mammalia, Artiodactyla, Monodontidae. The record is from RefSeq and is a predicted model, not a curated record.
CCGCCCCCUCCCCGCGCGGGGCUGGGGUCCGCCUCCCUCCCCAGCCCGGGACCCAGCGUCGCGAGCUCCCCCCGGGGUGCCAUGGCCUCGCGGCUCCUGCACCGGCUGCGGCACGCCCUGACCGGCGACGGCCCCGGGGAGGCAGCGGCCGGCCCCGAGGCCGAGCAGUUCCCGGAGAGCUCGGAACUGGAGGACGACGACGCCGAGGGCCUGUCGUCCCGCCUCAGCGGCACCCUGAGCUUCACCAGUGCCGAGGACGACGAGGACCAGGACGACGAGGACGAUGAGGAGGCUGACCACGACCCGCCGCCCGAUGGGGACCGGGCGGCGGGAGAAGACGCAGGCCCAUCCUGUGCUCAUGCAGAACGGAGUCCCCCACCUGAUGGGCAGCGGGGCAGUCAGCUCCUGACACGGCAGUUGCAAGAUUUCUGGAAGAAGUCCCGGAACACCCUCGUACCCCAGCGGCUGCUCUUUGAGGUGACCAGCGCCAACGUGGUCAAGGACCCGCCCUCCAAGUACGUGCUCUACACCCUCGCCGUGAUGGGCCCGGGGCCACCGGGUCGCCAGCCAGCCCAGAUCUCCCGCCGAUACUCGGACUUUGAGCGGUUGCACCGAAACCUGCAGCGGCAGUUCCGGGGCCCCAUGGCUGCCAUCUCCUUCCCCCGCAAGCGCCUGCGCCGGAACUUUACCGCAGAGACCAUCGCCCGCCGCAGCCGGGCCUUUGAGCAGUUUUUGGGCCACCUCCAGGCAGUCCCUGAGCUGCGCCAGGCCCCGGACCUGCAAGACUUCUUUGUGCUGCCGGAGCUGCGGCGGGCGCAGAGCCUCACCUGCACUGGCCUCUACCGCGAGGCCCUGGCGCUCUGGGCCAACGCCUGGCAGCUGCAGGCCCAGCUGGGUGUCCCCUCAGGCCCAGACCGCCCUCUGCUGGCCCUGGCGGGGCUGGCUGUGUGCCACCAGGAGCUGGAGGACCCUGGGGAGGCCCGGGCAUGCUGUGAGAAGGCCCUACAGCUGCUGGGGGACAAGAGCCCUCACCCUUUUCUGGCACCCUUUCUGGAGGCCCACGUGCGGCUCUCCUGGCACCUGGGCCUGGACAAACACCAGUCAGAGGCCCGGCUCCAGGCCCUGCAAGAGGCAGGCCUGACGCCCACGCCACCCCCCAGUCUCAAAGAACUACUCAUCAAGGAGGUGCUGGACUAACCACACCUAGACUUAAGGCCACUGUGGGGAGAGGCACUGCCCCAGGAUGGGAAGUGGGGUAGGGGCGGAUGAGGACACGGACAGCAGUUGGGAGGUGACCAGGGGUGCUGGGAACCCCUACAAGUUCCACAAAGGAUUUGUAGCAGACUGAAGAAAUGUGCUUCUUCUGUUGAGCUGGGCUCAGGACAAGCUUUGGCUAGGAUGGUGCAGGGAGAAAGUCUGGUGCAGCCUCUCAAGCUUAUGAAUUCUGGGGGCUGUGCCCCAGGUCAGGGUCAACGGUCCCUUUUCCUUGGGCCUCCGAGCCAGCCUGGCUAAGGGCCAGGAACUCUGGCCCAGGAGUCCUGGGGUUGAUGGCUGGAGGGAGGGCUGCAGUUCCGGCCAAGGGGGAUUAAAAGCCAGCAGCUCCA